AUGAGGCUCAUCGACGGCGAUUUUUCAGAUUCAAACGCACGCUCCGAUUCCGACUCAAGUCUUCUUUACUCCGCCUUCCUCGCCGACCUCGGUCAACAAGAUCUGCGCUCCAUUUCAGGUUUACGUGAGGACCUGAAUAACAUCAUCUCACAGUACCGCCCGGAGACGGCGGAUCACAUCCGUUUAACAUACGUUACUGACGGGCCACGACUUAACCAAGUCCGCAAGAUGAUGGUCCAAGACCUCACCGAGGCUGAUCGGCUUAAGGCGCGCAAUCUGACCACUGCCCGAAGCAAAAAGAGAUGCAUCGAAUCUAUCACCCGUUAUCACGACGAACUGGACAAUCUCUGUAGCGGACGCAUAUGGCUUCCCAAGGGCAUUAACGUUGAUACCAUUUCGUACGACGCCAUUCUUAAUAUUCGCAAGAUUGUGAAGCGGUGUAGAGACAACAAACGGGACCCGGCAGACCUUUGGGGCCCUGGUGGAGAUCUGCAUGAUGUUCCUUAUACGAAAAAGCCGUUAGACGCCGUGUGGAAGCGUCUUGUGAAGAAUUCUGAUGAGGUCCCUAGUGAUAGUGGCCCAAAGGAAGACGAGUGUCCCGAUCUUUCUGAAGAGACUCUCAACGCAGACCCUCCCCAGAAUAAAGACCCGUUGAUAGAUGAUGGUCUUGGUCGGCACGUUGAGUCAGAAACCAAUUCGGUAUCUGAGUGCACUGGUUUUGGAGGGCUAGGAGACUACAAUGACGAAGAGGUUUGCUACCAUACUGCCCACCCGCUGGGCGCACUUACUGACAUCUAUUUUUCGCAGUCGGACAACCAUGACAUUGAGGACCCUGAACAUGGUCGUCGCUCAUCGCCUGACAAAGACCAGUCCAACUUUCCAUCUGGGCUGUCAGAGGACAACCCUCCCGAUAUAUUUGACGACUUAGAAGACCCUUCGGGCAGCAGUCCGCUCUUUCGACGCCUAUCUACUAAUGUGCAGAUCCGACCAAACCAUCGAGUCAUAACAUCGACGUUAGUAGCGCCACAAAAGCCCGCGACGCCAGAACCGCCUCUGAUUCAAGAACUACCCGUGACGCCAGAAAGACCCACGCCAACUCUUCAGCUAGCGACAACGCCUCAGCAAGCGACAACCCUUGAUGCAGUGUCCCCGAAACGGGCAGAACCUCAAAGUCCCGUGUCGGCAUCAAGCCCCAAGCGACAACGUCUAGCUGCUCCAGCGCAGUUUGCGCUCAAGUCAGCUCACGGCUUCAAUAUUGACUGUUUGAGAGACGGCAAACUGGUUGAGGGAACAGUCAUUGCUGAAGUUCUCCGCGCUGCCAAUGAUAUCUUUCCAUUCUCGACGGUGGUUCUCGACCCCCUUUUGUUCAAGGACAACCCUCUCCCGAACAGUGUCCGCAAACGUCUUGCUGCUGAGCCUACCGCUAUCGUCCUCGCACCCAUAAACCUUCUGUCGAAGGCCAGGCACUGGGUUCUGGUGGUAAUCACUCGUCCGAAGGGUUCGAUUAAUGUCCUAGAUUCCUUACCCGAGGCGACUUGCGAGGAGGAGCUGCGGACUAAACUGGAAAGCCUCUUGGCCCUGAUGGAGAACCAGGACGACAGAGACCAAUCUCACCCACAUUUUGGGUACUCAGCCUGCCCUAGGCAAAUUAACGGGGUCGAUUGUAGAAUAGCGACCAUUGUCAAUGCUUUGCACCUUAUGGCAGGCUUCCCAAUCCCUCAAACGACCGACUAUGCCAUCUGGCGACGCAUCUUGACUGCAUUUUGCGCAGGAAAUAGAAUGGACUCCUCCUUGUCGGAGCAAUUCGCUAAGCCACCCAGUAUCAGCAAUAAUAUUAAUAGUCAGCCUCCAGAAGCCCCCGCCCUGGGAACCAAGGCAGACUUCGCAGCCUGGGCAAAAGAUUUAGACACCUACAAGCAGGACAUCAUGAACUCUGUCCAAAAACAGCAGGAUGCAUGGGUUGUCGCAAGAGAGCGAGUGGUUGCUGUUCUCGAGGACGCUCUCGGUUUAUGCAAUGGCUUUGACGGCAUCGAUGGUGCGGAUGCAUUUGAUGGAAAGAUCAGCGGUUAUCUUUCCGCCAUUCAGGGCCUCAAAAUGGUAGGCCCUACUGAGGAGGCAACAAUAAGCAGAUUAAAGGCCAAGCAUCUUCAACUGCUAGCCAUGCGUCAGCGGCAGAUGGAGGUUAGAAUGGCCUUCAUUCGGGUCAGGGAGGACUUAUACCACGAGUAUGGACGGAUCGUUGAGACGACUGUAGAAUUACAGACAAUGCCCAUGCUGCUCGGUACCUUUAAGUCUGCCGUCGAAAUCGAUAUUUCAGAUGAGAUAUUCCACGAUGCCAACUACUAA
Messenger RNA from Colletotrichum truncatum, 2346 nucleotides. RefSeq lists its product as uncharacterized. The record is from RefSeq and is a predicted model, not a curated record. Gene Ontology annotation, molecular function: cysteine-type peptidase activity. Lineage: Eukaryota; Fungi; Ascomycota; Sordariomycetes; Glomerellales; Glomerellaceae. Gene Ontology annotation, biological process: proteolysis.